This is a messenger RNA of Lactuca saligna, 462 nucleotides long. The record is from the annotation of a GenBank genome assembly. NCBI's taxonomy places the organism in Eukaryota, Viridiplantae, Streptophyta, Magnoliopsida, Asterales, Asteraceae.
AUGAUUUUUUCAGUGGUUGAGCUGUAUCGACCACCUCUUCCUUUCCCAUCUCGUGCAAAGGUAAAUCUGGUGAAACAAGGAAACAUAGAAUUCAUGAAGCAUAAAGAACUUAAAGAACAAUUGGAAAAGGAAGUGAAUUAUUCGAAACCUCUAAUGUCAAUGCAAAUGAUUUUCAAGGUGUUUGCUUUUACAAGACCACCAAUUCAAGUCACAAAGACAGUUGAAGAAAAAGAGGAAAAGAAUGACAAGCCUCAUUUUGACAAGAAAAACCCAAAAAGAUAUAAUACAAAAGCUAGAGACACAGGAAUGAAGAAAGAACCCAAGAGGAUGAAUAUUGAAGAUGUCAACCCAAAAAUGCUAGAAAGUUUGAUAAAGGCAUUCAAUAGACAGGUUGGAUACAAACGAGCAAGGUUCAAGAUGAUGGAGAAUAGGGAGGUUACACUUCCACCUGACGCAACAUAG